CGCGAACAGAACAGCUGCCAAACCGGUACUCCCAUGGCCAACCGUCGUUGUCAUCGUCAUUUUACUGGUACGGUACGAUUACACAGCUUUGAAGAGGAGGAAGACCAUUCAUUGCUAGCAUCACAUCAAUCAUACAUCACCACAUUAGACUACUAGUCGACCAAAAGAAGCAAGCUUUAGCGUUUGAUCUUUCAGCUCUCUCUCGCCAUCGCAUCAAAGCUCGCGUCAUUGAAUGCCGAGAGGGGUAUCAUCAGGUGUGUGUUUAAAAAAGUACGAUCAAGGAAAUUAAUCCCACGCUACCGUAAGCUACAGUACAAGUUAACAAAAGUGAAGCAAGAUGCAGCAACAAUCCCUGACGUCGUCGUCGACCAAGACGCUUGGAAAGAAGCGCAAAAAGGCUCAAAAAGGUAACAGCAACAAUAAACAACCCCCACAGAGUCGCGUCGAUGUGGAAAUGGCCAUGCUGCGAAAAUUGCUGUGGGUAUUGGGCGUGGGGUUACCCGUCACCAUGUUUCUCGUCUGGAUUGUCACCACCACCGUCUUUGGCAACAGCAACAAGCAGGACCAAUACAACAAACGCCAACAUACGUGGAGACCAGUGGAUGCGUCCACCGCAUGGCCCGAGGCAAUGUUACCACCAUCACCCGUAGGACCGCAAACACCGGCAUCACCCAUGCCACCUCGAUCGGCAUUGCAGAGCGAUUGGAAUGGCAGUGGACGUCACCACGAAGAAGCACGGUUGCAAGAUGGAGCGUCCAAAGCAUCGCUCCAUCGUCAUUCUCAUGAUGCGAAUCAUCCCAAAAACCGCAAUGUCGAUUGUACCGCUCUGAGCGAACCCAUGGUGGAUGCCAUUCAAAUGGGCAGUUUUUCUCAUGCCCGCCAUUUGGCACUCCAAUUACAAAACCAUCAUCCCGACUGUGAAUCCACACUGGCGUCGCUGUAUACCCAACAAGCCGAUGCUUUCUUGUCCGUGCGUCCAGCUGGAGUCCCCCUCUCGCGCGUCGCUCUCAAUAGUGGGACAGCACGCAACCACGCUGUAUUGGAAGAAUUCAAUUGUUGGACACCCGGACGAGAAGCCAUUGAUGGAUUGGAUGUCGAACAGGCAUCGGAUUUGGUACUCGAUCGAUGGGAUGCCUGUUGUUCCCAGCUAACUCCCAAACAGGAUCUGCUGUGGGACGACGAGGAAACCAAAUCGGACGAAUAUUGUGUCCAACCCAAUGCGCCCAAAAUCAAGCAUCCACCCGCCUUUGCGGCCGAGUUGUUCCGACCCACAGGAGGAGGUCCACGCCUGUGCUGUGGUCUCUUUGCCGGGUCCAUGACGCAUUUGCGAUUGCCGCUCAUUCACGAAGUCACGUUGAGUGUCCGGCUCUUGACAUCCCCCACCAAAGCCUAUCAAAUUACAUUGGAACAAGAUGGAUUUUUACGCAAAUACGACCCCGCGGGCGUCUUGUGGCCCGCCGGAUACAUGAUGGGGCUCUGCUUGUCCACGGCCGAUACGUAUUGCGGAAUUCCCGAACUAAUACAAGCCGCACGCAAUCAUCACGAUACCGUCAUUUCGAUCGAACUGGGUGCUGGGAUUGGACUGCCCAGUAUUGUCCUGAGUCGGUAUUUGCGAGAGCAUGAUUUGGAAGUCCCGUCCAAAGCGCCGCGCGUACUGGCGACCGACAAGGCGAUGCAUGCAUUGGCAUUGAUUGCGGCCAACAGUCAAGCCGCCGGUGUCCCCGUCUUGGUGACACAUGCCGAAGAUCAUACCAACACGACCGUAUUGGAGACCAUGAUUGAACGAACCCUGGAAACGGUCGGGGGAGGAUAUGCCAUUGUGUUGGGGGCCAGUUUACAAGCCCUCUUUGACUGGAAAACACGCGAUCCGCGACACAAACUCUGGAAAGUGUUGGAUACGCUAGUGUGUCGCAUCAAUCCCGAUGCCGUGGCCGUAUUGGCACAUGUGACGGGAGCCGUGGUGCCACCGUCGGAAGGUGGUAUUUUUGAACUGGUGCGAACCGUCUCGGCGGGUCAUUUGCAUAUGAAAUCCAGGAGUGGAGACGAUUCCGAUUUUCAGAUUUCCGUAUUUCGUCGCAAGAGACAACGGCAAUUGCCACCACAACAACAGGGUGCGGGGGCCAAGAAGGAAUUGUAAAAAGGGAUUAUUAUUGUUGCCACUUUGUGUUAAUUCAGAAGUGGCAUGGUGAUCCAACCAACAAGGUCGGAAGUUGCUUGCAAGAAGCAAUACGCAAACCAGCAGAAACUAAGUGGCAGAUCGAAUGUGGACCAAGUCCUCUUUGAUCGAAUGAAUCAAGUCAAUCAACUAGUCUACAACUUGCUCCAGUUGAAUGAAAUUUGCUGGGUGUUUCAAAAAUACUGCUCAAGAUGGUUGUUCUCUGAAAAGGGGUUUACUCCCAGAUCACCUACCUGAUUUGGUGUUUUCUGUGCUUCCUUGCCAGAUAGAUAGAAAGUAAGUCUGCAGCUGACCAUUUUCUACCCUUGCUAGCUAGCUGGCGCUUGAAUGAAUUAACCAGUAAGGGUAGUUUUUUGCGCCACUCCGCCAAUAUGGGUGCUGUUCGUACUCUACUAGUCGCUUCGACC
Seminavis robusta is the source of this 2583-nucleotide messenger RNA. The record is from the annotation of a GenBank genome assembly. Lineage: Eukaryota; Bacillariophyta; Bacillariophyceae; Naviculales; Naviculaceae.